UUUGUUAUGAACCGGGAGCCUCGGCACGUUGGAUGACGACACUCGCUAGCGGAGUUUCCAUUGGCCACUGCUCCACCGGAAGUAGACUACGACCACCUACUCUCGUCUCUUUGCUCCGUGGCAUUUUGCAGCAGAAGCUACCUGCAGACGCCUUUUUUCAGACCGAACCGGCGGCGACAAGAUGAGGCAGGAAUGGACUUAAGCAUUAGGGGGUAAUUAUUCCACACAGAGGGGGUUUAUGAGCCAGCUGGGGCCAAGAAGCAAGAUCCUCCCAUGAAAAUGACCUAAUUGUAAUUUUGAUUUCACUGAGACUGUGUUUCUAAUCAUAUUCUGAGUGAUGUGAUGUGAUCGGAGGGAAAAAGGGGGAUGCAGAUUUGCCCGCUAUAGGCGUUGGGAAGACGCGAUGCCCAGGCGGGGGUUGCCCCUCCAGGGCCGGCUCCGCUGGCUCUUCCUGGGCCUCUUCCUGCUGCUGGUGUUGCUGCUGUUCGCCUACCUGCUGGAGUGCACGCCGCCGGCGGACGGCAGCCUGGUCCUGCCCGGCCUGGUGGGGGAGAGCUACGGGAAGGAGUACUACCAGGCCCUGCUGCAGGAGCAGGAGGAGCGCCACCUGAGCCGCGCCGCCAGCCUCAAGCGGCAGAUCGCCCAGCUCAAGCAGGAGCUCCAGGAGAUGAGCGAGAAGCUCAAGCUCCUCCAGGACAAGAAGGAGCCCCCCGGGGCGCAGGGCCUGGGGGAGAACAGAGACCAAGAGCCGGGAGACCUGCUGGAGUUCCUGCACUCCCAGAUCGACAAGGCGGAGGUCAACACGGGGGCGCGGCUGCCCAGCGAGUACGCCCUGGUGCCCUUCCAGAGCUUCACCUCCUCCAAGGUCUACCAGCUGGAGAUGGGGCUGACGCGGCACCCGGAGGAGAAGCCGGUCCGCAAGGACCGCAGGGACGAGCUGGUGGAGGUCAUCGAGGCCGCCCUGGACAUCAUCAACAACCCCGACGAGGAGGAUGGCGUGGAGGACGACGUGCCCAUGCAGAGGCAGUCCUACACGGAGAGCCACUUCACCGAAGGCCUGUACAGGACGGAGCGGGACAAAGGGACGCUCUACGAGCUCUUCUUCGCCAAAGAGGAGUCCAGCAGCUUCCGCCACGUCACGCUCUUCCGCCCCUUCGGCCCCAUCAUGAAGGUCAGGAGCACGUCCGUGGAGACGUCGGGAACGGUCAUAAACCUCAUCGUGCCUCUGGCGGGCCGAGUCGACACCUUCUCGCAGUUCCUGCAGAACUUCAGGGAGGUGUGCAUACAGCAGGACAGGCGGGUUCAUCUCACAGUGGUUUAUUUUGGCCAGGAGGGCCUCCAGGAGGUGAAGUCAUCUGUGGAAAAAAUGUCAAGGGACGAGAGCUUCUCCAAUUACACCCUGAUCCCGGUGGACGAAGAGUUCUCCCGCGGCCGCGGCCUGGACAUCGGCGCCCACGCCUGGACCAAGGGGGACGUGCUGAUGUUCUUCUGCGACGUGGACAUUCACUUCACGCUGGAGUUCCUCAACGCCUGCCGCCUUCACGCCGCUCCCAACAAGAAGGUCUUCUAUCCAGUGGUGUUUAGUCUGUACAAUCCCGCCAUAGUUUACGGAAAUUUGGAGCUGGCUCCACCCAUCGACCUCCAGCUGAUCCACAAAAAAGACGCCGGAUUCUGGAGAGACUUUGGCUUUGGAAUGACCUGUCAGUAUCGCUCCGAUUUUCUCAACAUCGGUGGCUUCGACCUGGAAGUCAAAGGCUGGGGAGUAGAAGACGUCCACUUGUACAGGAAGUAUCUCCGGAGCGAGCUGAUCGUGAUCCGGACCCCCGUGUCGGGUCUGUUCCACCUCUGGCACGAGAAGCAGUGCGCCGACGAGCUGACGCCGGAGCAGUACCGCAUGUGCAUCCAGUCCAAAGCCAUGAACGAGGCCUCCCACUCCCACCUGGGCAUGCUGGUGUUCCGGGAGGAGAUCGAGGCUCACCUACGCAAGCAGGCCUUCAAGACUCAGAGCAAGUCGGAGGAUUGAGCAAGCCUGGGAAGCCCAACACCAACCCCCCCCCCUCCUCCCCCUCUUAAGACUGCGGGGUGCCGACGUCGUUUCGACACCUCGCCACAGACAUGUUUACACGGAUCCUUCUGUAUUUCACUGCACAGCUGUAGACAAAUGAAUGUACAAAAAAAAAAAAAAAAGACGCCGAGCAAAGCGAAACGUCACCACAACGGUACACGUCUCACAGAGGAGCUACAGCCGUAAACGAUCCAAAAUCAGCAAUAUUUAACCCGUCGAAGGAGGACAAGUAAAACAAACAGAGCUAAACAAACAAAGCGGUAUUGUGUCCGUGUGGAUGGAGGCCACCUUUGUUUUUUUUUUGUUUUUUUACAUUUCAAACUU
Molecule: messenger RNA, 2389 nt
Organism: Menidia menidia (Atlantic silverside)
Lineage: Eukaryota; Metazoa; Chordata; Actinopteri; Atheriniformes; Atherinopsidae
Source: the annotation of a GenBank genome assembly